AUGUCACUGGAACUAACCCUCGAACCGGGCGAAGAGAUUCGGUUUCUGAGCAGAAUCAGCAGCACCAUCCGGCAGCUGGUGCGGCGAACGCAUUUCACCAGCCGAGAGCUGGAGGUGAUUCUACUGAUAUACUACAAACUGCUGAAGGACGAAACGGGGGACGAACGCGGCCAGCCGCAGUACAUUACCCGGCACCAGUUUACGACCGUGUUCGAUACGGUGUUCGGAAUGAGCGAUAGCGCUAUGAUCGGCCGAAUCUAUGCCGCACUGGACAAAGGGGCCAGCAGCUUCGUAACGAUGGAAACGUGGGCUCAAACGUUGUCGCUCUUCCUAAGGGGAACGUUCGAGGAGAAAAUUCGCUACUGUUUUCAAGUGUACGACAUUCAGAACGAAGGGUUCAUCCGGAGGGAUCAUAUGCUGCUGCUUCUGAGGCAUGCCACUAUCAAACACCAGGAAGAGGAUUUGGAAGAAUCGGUUAAGGAUCUGGUGGACAUAAUACUGCACCGCAUGGAUCUCGAUCGGGAUGGAUCAAUUUCGUUUCAGGAUUACCGGGACACGGUUCGGCAAUCUCCGGAACUGUUGGAGUGCUUCGGACAGGCUUUGCCUGACCGACGAAGGGUUUAUGCUUUUUCGAUUACAUUUUUGGAAAGAGUACACAAAUUUUAG
Sabethes cyaneus is the source of this 666-nucleotide messenger RNA. Its product is annotated as calaxin-like. The coding region runs from base 1 to 666 and encodes 221 amino acids. The record is from RefSeq and is a predicted model, not a curated record. The transcript has a single exon. Lineage: Eukaryota; Metazoa; Arthropoda; Insecta; Diptera; Culicidae. Gene Ontology annotation, molecular function: calcium ion binding.